CUGAGGCAGAUUCCAAGCGUCCAGCGGAACGGGGCUGGCAAUGGGUGUACUGGGGGAAGGAGACGGGAGAUCGAGGAUUAAUCCUGGCUACAGCAUCGUGUCUAAACCCAGGGCUCAUCUUUGGACCCCGUUGAUUGGUAGUUUAGGCUAGGAGACGUUGAAAUUUCCUAUUGGUUUGGCUUGCUGUCAAUCAGAAGGAAGAGUUCCGAGGACCGGAGGCUGAUUGGUCCCGAUUGGUCUGUGGGUGGGCUUAGGUAAAGGUUAAAAUUCAGCCGGAGCUGGAAAGAGGGAUGACCUGAUAGAUGGUAGAACGGUUUGAUAGUUUAUAGAAUCCUACCAGGCCUGUGUCUGCUCUGAGGAGCAUCCAAUCCCUGAGAAUGUCUUGGAUCCAGGAGGCAGAGCUGAACCCCAUAGAGAGGCUGUGUGCAUCCAUUUUAAAGGUUGGUCCAAUGCCUGAGCAUGUGGCAUUCAUCAUGGAUGGGAAUCGACGAUAUGCACAGAAGUGUCGAGUGGAGAGAGAGCAGGGCCACUCUCAGGGGUUUGAGAAACUGGCUGAGACGCUUCGCUGGUGUUUGAACCUGAAUAUCCGAGAGGUGACUGUUUAUGCUUUCAGUAUUGAGAAUUUCAAGCGCUCCAAAGAGGAAGUGGAUGGGCUGAUGGAACUCGCACGUCAGAAAUUCACAAGACUUCUUGAGGAACAAGAGAAUUUGAAGAAACAUGGUGUUUGUAUCAGAGUCCUGGGAAACUUGACCCUGCUGCCAGUUGACAUCCAGGAGCUGAUUGCACAAUCUGUGCUAGCAACACAGAGUUACAACAAGUGUUUCCUGAAUGUGUGCUUUGCCUACACCUCUCGGCAUGAGAUCACCAGUGCAGUUUGCGAGAUGGCCCUGGGAGUGGAGGAAGGGUUACUGAAACCCAGUGAUCUUUCAGAGUCUCUACUCGGCAGGUGCCUGUACUCGAGCGGCUCCCCAGACCCAGACCUGCUAAUUCGCACUUCUGGAGAGGUUCGGCUCAGUGAUUUCUUGCUGUGGCAGACCUCUCAUUCGUGCUUGGUGUUCCAGUCUGUGCUGUGGCCAGAAUACUCUUUCUGGAAUCUGUGUCAAGCCAUCCUACAGUAUCAGGUCAAUCAUCCUGCCCUUCAGAAAGCAAAGUUGUUGCAUGAGGCAGCGUGUCAGCAUCAGCAGGUGGAGGCAGAUCUCAUCUGUGUGCAGGAGCUGGAGCAGUUGGGCACAGUGGGGGAGAUGGGAGGCACAGAGUGCAAACAGGAACUGAUCCUAAAGUACAGCAGAGAACGAGAGGAGAGAGUUUCCAACUUCCUGCAGAGGCUAGAGAACAAGCGGAGGAAAUUCCUCACUGACCUGGUGCAGGGCUCUGCACCGUUUCUACGUGUUUAGGGGACAGGGGCUGCACAGCUCAAACAGCAGGGUGAGAAUCAUCGUGUGACCAAGUGAUAAAUCUGUAGCAGGUGUUUUGUGGUGUUAUUAGAUGUCACUUAUCCAGACUGCUCCAAUGCCUGUUAAAUUCAACCAGCAAGUGCUGGAUUCAAGGUCCCCUUGCUUUCUCAGUUUCUGCCUGCUGGGUUUCUCACUCUGACGUGAGCUAGUUAAAUGCAGCUGUCCGCAGAUGUAUGUGCCAGGUGGGAAUACAGAACUGCCCAUGUUUGGAUGUUGCACUUUGCGUAAUGUUGUGAAAGUGAUGUCCACUGAUGUGGACUUGAUCAUAUUUGAGUUGUGAAGUCUCCGGUGCAAAUGGGAAUCAUGUAGUCGCUGCAGUCUUUUCUGAUAACCUGGAGCCAAGGAUAAAGCAUGGUAGCAUUCUGUCCCUCUAUCGGGGCCUUUAACCUCUGACAGUUUGGCACUGGGACUACAGUCUACAGCCAGCACUCAGAGACUCUGCUGGUAGGGGCAGCAGUCUGACUGCCACUGGCAAUACUCUGACAUCUGCUGGCAGUGCAUAUCCAGGUUUCUUAUGCCUGAUCACUGUCCAUUAACCAUUGAAUGAUGUGCAUCUGUGGACAGAAUAGAGUUCAGCUGUGUCCCCUCCAAAGUUGAAUGAUCUGUUGACACACAUUGUCUGGGCUCCCAUGUUAGGAACAGACACAAGUGAGAAACCAGUGAUUGUUGAACUGUUAUUAAGAGCCAGGACUGCUGAGAGAGGCAGGUGCUGAAAAAGCCUAUUGUUCCCAUGCAAUGGAGAUCAUUCUUCAAUAAGAUGCUUGAACUUCUGAACAUGGGCAAUGUUUGAAAUGAAUCCUGUGGGAAGUGUGAGGGCAAAGUAUUUCCCCCAGUUAUAUACAAACCCUGUCUGAAUUUUGAUGUAAGGAGUGUUUCUAGUUCAGUGAAUCAAAGUGUCAUUCUAUGGAUCACUGUUGAAUCCAGCUACGGAAUAGCCUUUGCCCUCAGUGUCUUUCGGUCUAAUCUGUCAAUUCUGAGAUAAAUACCUCACCUGAAUAAUAUAAAACAACACUUUGUAAGAAGUUUGAAUGGCUGCAUUUUGUGUUUUGUAUUUGUGUUUUUGCCAGAUAAUAAAUGCACAGUAGUGUGGACCAUUUACUUCGGAA
This is a messenger RNA of Carcharodon carcharias (great white shark), 2560 nucleotides long. RefSeq names its product dehydrodolichyl diphosphate synthase (gene dhdds). Gene Ontology annotation, molecular function: ditrans,polycis-polyprenyl diphosphate synthase [(2E,6E)-farnesyl diphosphate specific] activity. Gene Ontology annotation, biological process: polyprenol biosynthetic process. The record is from RefSeq and is a predicted model, not a curated record. The transcript is spliced from 9 exons. Lineage: Eukaryota; Metazoa; Chordata; Chondrichthyes; Lamniformes; Lamnidae. Gene Ontology annotation, cellular component: dehydrodolichyl diphosphate synthase complex; endoplasmic reticulum. Bases 378 to 1394 code for a protein of 338 amino acids.